AUGCCCCGCUUCCAGACCACGUACUCACCUCCGUGCGAUUGGUGGAAGUUAUCACGGAAACUCGCAGAGAGGGCCGAUCCCGGACGAGUUAAAGCAGUACCCCCGCUUUGGGUCGUCGUAACUGGGUUUGCUGGGGACGGCCCCCCUCUCCCGCAGGUCGAAGACGAUGAUCACGCAAAGAAAAUCCUGGUAUUGCCGGUUUCCCUCGGCUAUCCGGACUUGGUUUCAGAUAUUUUCACCGCAGUGUUCUACUUCAGGGGAGAUCAUCCUGUUUGGGGUGGGCUUGGGCUCGCCUUCGCCCUUGGGCCAGCGCUGAUCACAUCCAUUUUCUUUCUUUCUGGAUUUCAGUGGUACCGCCGUGUCCUCGUGGCGACACAUUUGAGCUUGAUAUAUGAGGCGUGGACUACUGUUGGCGAUGAACAAUACUCACCAGUUUUGGCGCUUGUGCGCGUUGUCGAGCCACUGUUUGAGUCGGUGCCGCAGUUGUUGCUCCAGUUGUAUGCAAUGCUCAUUCUGUGGACAGAGACAAUGUUGUCUCAUGGUCGCUUGGUUUGGCGUUUGUUGCUCCAGUUGUACGCAAUGCUCAUUCUGUGGACAGAGACAAUAUUGUCUCAUGGUCGCUUGGUUUGGCGUGUAGGCUCCGUUUGCAUCUCGGUGGCGAGCCUGGCCUACGCGGCCACAGACGUUUCUAGCGUAGAAUUCUUAGCGACACAGACGGGAGAAGUUUCUUACUUCGUCUCCCUGGCCAUGUUUUUUACUGUGAUCCGGAAGUGGUCGUCAUUGGUCUUGCUCUAUCUCUGGAUGAGCCGGGGCGUUAUAGUAUNAAUAUGGGCAUCCAAAACAUCCCUCGACUUUCGAUUUCGGGUGAGGCUGGUCGCGAUGCCUUUCACGGACUCUAUCGUGGACGGCGCGGUCGUGUUCAGGGGAGCGCUGGUGUGGACCCUCUUGGAGUUCAUGUUGUGCUUGGCCCUUUAUCACGCGUACGCUCAAGACGAUCUUUCCGCCUCUGCGCGGCGCGCGUUAACGAUAGUUGUCUGCAGUUGCAUGGUGGGGCUUCAAACGAUUUCAGCNAUGCACCCGCCACCAGUGAGCGCGGAGGCUGCUGCGAAGGCCUGUGAUGCGGUCCGCCGCGGUAGCAUGUCACGCAACGCUGCUGCUGCUGCCUACGGGGUCAGCAAGAUGUCGCUCUCGCGGCGACUGAGCGGUGAGUGUGCCAUGGACGCACGGGUGGGUCCCGGGACUGUCAUGACCGCAGCAGAGGAGGACGCGCUUGAAGAUGUUCUGCUGUACGCUGGUCGGAACUAUAUUCCGCUCACCCCCGCAGACCUCACGGAGCGUGUGAGACAGCUCUGCAACGACGGUCGACCGAUCCCGUGGACCCCUGACAAGGGCCCGGGGAGGAGCUGGCUUGAGGGCUUCCUCGGAAGGCACGAGCGCAUCAGCCUUCGACUCGCCCGCAUCUACGAGUCCAACAGGGUGACCUGCGUGGGAGAUGAACGUCUGCACAAGUUCUUCGACUUCUGGGGCCAGUUCCUCGACGAGCACCAGCCGGCGGCCGACCAUGUCUGGAACACGGACGAGUCAGGUGAGCAACACAGGGUUGUGGUGUGGUGUCGGCAGUAGCUGCUGUGUGACGGAUUGUGAGCUUGUUUCUACAUUUGAGCUG
Ectocarpus sp. CCAP 1310/34 is the source of this 1666-nucleotide messenger RNA. NCBI's taxonomy places the organism in Eukaryota, Phaeophyceae, Ectocarpales, Ectocarpaceae. The record is from the annotation of a GenBank genome assembly.